This is a messenger RNA of Daktulosphaira vitifoliae (grape phylloxera), 469 nucleotides long. RefSeq lists its product as uncharacterized. The coding region runs from base 39 to 344 and encodes 101 amino acids. NCBI's taxonomy places the organism in Eukaryota, Metazoa, Arthropoda, Insecta, Hemiptera, Phylloxeridae. The record is from RefSeq and is a predicted model, not a curated record. The transcript has 3 exons.
AUGAAGUUACUUUCAUAAUUACAAAAAACAAAUUAGCAAUGAACGUCAAUAACAAACAUUUUUCGGCAAAUUUAAAAUGCAAUUCAUCGAUAAUAAAAUGUAACCAAGUAAUGAAUAUUGGUGAAGGUUUUGAAGGUUAUAUUGAAAAGCUAUACGUAAAUUUUAUACCUUUUGCACUGUCAAUAAUUAAACAGCGUUGGGAUAUGUUCUUGCCGUAUUCUGCUUUAAACGUAGUUCACGAACAGAAUGAAGAAGUUAUAUACACUGAUUUAACUCAAACAUUUAAAAUACCCUGUCCUCUUAAUUCAAAUCUUUGGAAUGAAAGAUUAUUUUGUGACUACUAAAAGAUAUACAUCUCAAAUAUCAAUAUUAUCAAACUUUAAUGAACAAGACCAGUUUUUUUUAUAUGUAUCACCCACAAUACAGGAAAUUUUUUGUGCUUAUGGUGUUAUAAGUUCAGAUCAAGAUA